GUUACAUUGUAGCGGAAAGAAUGUCGGAAAGGGCCGAGGAUGACGUCAGAGGGGAGCAGCGCCGAGCGCCCAGGCAGCAGCUGAAGCAGCAGCAGAUCCAGCGGGGAGAAGGCUCCACAGCAAUGGCGACUGUUGCGGAGCGGAGAUCCAUGCCGAGUCCAGAAAUAAUGCUGGGACAGCCUUGGAGCAGCUGGGUCGACGCUGCCAAACUCCACGGAAACGACGGUGCUGAAUCAGAGGAAAGUUUCAAAGACUUCGGGAAAAAUCGAGAAGCCAUGCGUCUGAGCAGAGAAGACAUGCCCAUAUUUGGUCAGUGCCCUGCACAGGAUGACUUCUACCUGGUGAUGUGCAGCCAGUGCAGCCAGGUAGUCAAGCCCCAAGCCUUCCAAGCACACUAUGAGAGAAGACACAGUUCUACCAGCAAGCCAGCCUCCACCUCACCCUUCCCUGUGCCAGGCAGGAGUCGGAGCAGUGGGACUGGACUUGGUCCUGGGUUGGGCACGGGAGCUGUACCUGGACUUGGGAGUGGAGGUAUUCUUGGCCGACCUUCCAGCGCUGGAUCCAGCUUGUCAUCCUCUUCAGCAUCCUCCAAUUCCAAACUCCUCAAACCAGCCAAAGAGAAGCUGCCAAACAUGCAGCGAAGACCCCAUUUCCCCCCCUUUAGGGUUCUGCAGCCCGAGAAGAUCCUCACCCCUGCUGUCAAGGUGGAGAAGAUGCAUCUGAAGGUUGACUCUUCAGCUAAGCUGGUGCAGACUUCCUCUGCUCCUGCCACAUCAACAUCCUCCUCUUCAAGCACCACUGUGAGCUCCAGCACUACCACCAUCACCACUUCAUCCUCAUCGACCCUAAAACCAGGCCUUAACUGUCCCUCCAUACCAAAGCCUUCACUAUUGGCCCCAGGCCAGAUUCCUAAUGGCAAGGGCCACCUGUCAGCCCUCUCAGAGAAGAAGCAGGACAGCAGCAGUACAAGUAGCAGACGCCAUCUGUCCAAGAAACUGUCAGAACGAGAGUUCAAUCCAGAUAUCCACUGUGGUGUUUUGGAUAUGACAGACCGGAAGCCAUGCACACGAUCGCUGACAUGCAAGUCUCAUUCCCUCGGCCAGCGGAGGGCAGUCCCUGGGCGAAGGAAACACUUUGACGCAUUGCUGGCAGAGCACAAGAGCAGAGCAAGGGAGCGGGAAAGGGAGCGAGAACUCCACCAAACUCAUUCUCAGCAAAACCCCCCUCUCAGGGACCCACACCCCUCCUCCCAUCUCACCGCUGCCCAUGAUGCCCACCAGGUGGCUCAGGGCAACUGUCCUGUCCCAGAUGCCACUAAUCCUUUGACACUUGGCAAGCCUAAAUUUCACGGUCCUGGUCUUCCCCGAUUAAACAGCAGCCAUGGAGGUGGUACCCCUGGAGACUCUGCUGUGGUGCACGAGCCACUACACCAUCCCUCUACUGCCGCUGAUGGUGUUUCUCGACCCUCCAGUGACGAGGGAGAAAACGAGGAACGGGAGGAUAAUGCAGACAAACUAGACUGUCACUAUUCAGGUUAUCACCCACGUCCGGCAGCUUACUGUACCUUUGGAAGUCGACUGUUUGGAAGAGGCUGCUAUUCCUUUGACCGGUACUGGGACAGAGUGCGUUGUGCUUUAACCACCAUGACAGACAAACAUGUCAACUCACAAAUGUGGAAGAAAAUCCCAUUGGCCUUGGAGAACACUUCCUCCAUUGUUCCUACCCAUAGGACAAGCACAAAUUCCCAUGGUAGCGCUCCCUCUUCAGGCUUCCUGGGCCCCCCUGCCACUUUGUCCCAGACUCCUUAUAAUCAGUCCUAUGAGGGCAAACCUCUGCUUUCUUAUGGGACCACCUUAAAUGCCCGCAGCUCCCCGCAAGGUGUGGCUGAGCACCCGGCCUAUGGCACCACGCAGGCCCGACAAGUGUCUUCGUCGCCGCAAAUGCCUUCAGCCCACUUGUCCUCUUCCUCGGCUCCUUCCUUACCCUCAGGCCGGCCAUUCAAGUCCCGUUCCUCCAGCAGCACCGUCAAGCAGUUGUCAUCCUCCAGGCCGAAAGAAAUCUCCAGUUCCUCCAUACCUGUCAUUCCCAACUCUACUAGUGGGGGCACCAGUGGAGCCAACAGUAACAGCAGCAGCAGUAGCUUCAGUUUGGGAAAGAAGAGAAAGAACAGCUCUGUUCUCUCUUCAUCCCAUGGUUCCUCUGAAUCCUCCUCUUACAACGCCAACCAGUCCUCCUCCUCUUCCCCUUUCAAGAAGAACUGUGCAAAUGCCGGAAGCUCAGGGAGCGCAUACCACCACAGCUCGCUAGGUCCUUCUUCCUCGUUAUCAUUAUCCUCCUCCCACAGUGGUGUCCACAGUGUGGGUAUUAACUGUGGCCCCAGUGUGCGGACCAAUUCUCUCAGCCUCAAGGCUGAAUCUUCUGGAAGUUCAGCAGGAGGCUCCUCAGGCCCCCUUGCACGAGGUCCACCUUCGGGUAGCCCUGCAGAGUCUAUUAAACGCAUGAGUGUAGUGAUGAACAGUAGUGACUCCACACUGUCCCUGGGCCCUUUUGUCCACCACCAGUCCUCAUCUGACCAUCAUGGCAAUUUUAGCCACCACUCUGUAGAUGGCCGCUUGGAAGGCAAGAAGCGCAAAAGCUCUCCUGCCUCCAGCACUAUUAAUAGUGGAGGUGGGGGAGGAGGGCUUGGAGGAGGAGGGGGAGGGGCACCUGGUAGACCCAAGGUGACCAAGUCGCCUGCUAUUAACAACAUUCAUGGGAAGCACGGGCGGAGUAUUCCAGGGACACCAGGGCUACCUAACAACUCACAUUUACAUCAGCCAAAGGCUCGUCCCUGACAGUGGUGUCUGGCUUCAGUGUAUGGAACCGGCAGGCGGACGGGGAUUGGUCCAGAGCGGUCCGCAUACUGCUCUGGACUGCACGAGGCCUUCUAAAAUCAAAACCCACAUUACUCUCAGCUUCCCACAAUCCUCAGGGUGGAGAUGAUCUGGACUGCCCAGUGAAGUCAAUGUGGUCCUUAUUUUUUCUCCCAAAGCCAUGUGUGUAUGUGUGUGCGGGUGUGAAGAGGUGGGGGAGAUAUUGCACUGUAUGGGGACAGGCAAGGCAUGGAGCACUACAAGUCUGAGUAAGCCAAGACACCCCCCUCCCCCUCCCCCAUGCAAGUGUUGUCCCAGUAUUCUGAGAGGUCUUCCUGUCUGCUUGGAAGAAGUAGGAACAAUAACAGCCAUGGGUCUUUUGAGCUGUGGCUCAAAGCUCAGUGGGUUCAGGUUAUUCACCGCAUUGACCCUGAGCAGCUCGGGAGACAACAAGCCAAUUUCUUCCUCGUUUGUUAAAGAAUGAGCGCGUGAAUGUGCGUAUGUGACUAUUUUUCUUGUCAGAUUCUGCUGGACUACUGGAAUUUUCGACUUUAUUACACCCCCAGCGCCUGAUCUCAGAAGCCUUGGAAAGGAGAACAGGAGAAGCAGGAAACUGUUAACUUGCAACACUUUAAAUAACGCUCAGUCACCCUCGUUUUCUGUUUCCAUUGGUUUGAGUCUUGGGCCGUGCUCAGAAACCUGCGGCUACAUGUAGUAACCAGAGAAGAGCCAAUCGGAACGGUCUGGUCGUUUUGUUGUCACUCACAAUAAUUAUGCAAGUGUUACCUUUUUAUGAUUUCUUAGGAGCUUUUUACACUGAACUACAGAGUCUUUGUAGACCUGAUGGAGACAGUCGUGCUUUUAAAUGUGAAAAGGAUGCCUGAUGUGCCCAUGCGAGUGAAUUGUUUGUCAGAUAGGCUUGUUAUUUUAUGAACCUUUAGAUUGUGCAAAAGGGUUACAUGCCGUCGGUUCAAUCCCAAUGGCGAGAGUCGCUAAACUACCACAGGCACUGCUUAUUUGCCCACAAAGCCAGGUGAUGAGCAGUUUUUGGUUGUGAAGGUGUAAUGCCUCUGGUGAUGAAAAGAAACAUUUUUCUUUUUUUUUUUACUGCAACUCUUUCAGCAGUGUUCUAAAUUAUUUGCAGUCAACUGUAAACUCCACAGUUGCCAACCAAGUCAUAUGAUACAAUGCUUAACUGGAGCAAAUCUAUACACAUCAACCAUGUGUGUCCAUUUUGUUUGUAACCACUACUCAAACUCUGGAUGUUAAUGUUGGACCAUUAACACUAAUGUGUUGGUGUAGACGUGAGGAUUGUCCUCACAGAAUGGAUCGCCAGGCAUUGCACUGUUUCUUUGUCAAAAUGGAGUCUUAAAUCAGGCAAUAUUGGCCCGUCGGAUUGGGAUGUUUGCUUAUUUUGAGCACUCUCAACUGGGUUUUAUGGUGCGAGAUUCAUGGAGAUGGCUUCACAAGAUGCAUAGUUUUAGCAACACAUGCAGAUUUUAUUACUGAACUUCCACUGAUGUCAGAUAGGGUAGAGAAAGUUUAAAAGAAAAAGCUUGAUUUUUUUUUUUUCUUUCCUUUUAGCUUACGUAUCAAACAAGUAUGGAAGUGUCCCUAUUUGAGAAUACAUAUUUUGUUAACAAAUUGUACAUAGGGAAAUAUGUAUUUUUGCACAAGCAUUUUUCAUACGUGCUGACUUUUGGUACAAUUGUUAAAAGUGAUUUAUUUAGUAAAGAUGAAAUCAGAGAACUUGUUUAUUUGAAGUGGUUCACUGCCAAGUCUAUAUAAUGCAAUACACCUAUACAUAGAAGUUGAAGCAUCUCAUGAAUCGUGUACUGAGGUCCUUUAUGGAACAAAGGUGAAGUGUUGUCACUGUAGCAUGUCUGUAUGACAAAGGAUACCUUUAUUCACUUUUCAAGGUCUCAAUCACAUGUGCUUUUACAAGGGUUUCUUUUUAACUAUUAUUUUUAUGUUGCCUAAGAAUUAACACAAAAUGUGACCCACUUAGCCUGUGAUUUUUGAAAUGUCCUGCAGGCUUGACGCUGUGCCCAUUUCCACUUUGUAGAUGUAACCUCUUAUGUGCAUCUGAUGAUUGAAAGACGUUUGUUCUUUUUUCAAGAUUAAAAAGACUUAAGUCAUUCUAAGGACAAAGGAACAUUUCAAACAGUCUUGAAUCAUCAUUGCCAAACAAGUAAUUUGAAUAACAGCUUUUAAAAGGGAAAAAAAAAAAAUCAAAUUUAAGAAGUGCCUGAAUUAGUUUCACCCUGACUGUUGAAGGACAGUAUUCUUAGGGUUGUUUUACUUUUACUUGAAUGUUAAGUGUUUGGAAUUAUUCUGCCUAAAUGUGGUAAAAACUGAGCUAGUCAGCUUCCCAGUAUGAAACAGUUAGUGUUGCGCAUUUUGGGAAUUUACCCAAAGUUUCCAGAGAAGACGUCAAAAUUGUUAACCUCAGUGUCUCCAGCUUAAAUCCUCUGGUUUACUGGGAUUUAUAUGUAAAACCUUCAAGUGUUUUGUUUACCCUUAAAAUCCACUGACAUCUUUACAGUUUUCCAAAAGAUAAAGACUGGAAGGAUGUGUUCUUUUAGCACCAUAGACUUGGAAUGUGAAAAGAAAGCAUACAGCUUGUUUAUCGGAGGAAAAUAAAUCCACCGUUCAUGUUAUGUAAAGGUGUGUAUAGAUUUUUUUUUUUUUUUUUUUUUUGGACACAUUAUCAAGAUCAUUUUCAGCUGGACUUAUGUAUUGGCUGCUAUGUAAUUCAUGAACAAACAUAGGCUAGAAUUAAUAUUUAAAGAGAAAAGAUUGUAUAGUAUAUUUGUUUUGUAACAAGUUUCUGUAAAUAAAAUAAUUUAUACUGCUAUUUAUAUGAAA
Messenger RNA from Thalassophryne amazonica, 5720 nucleotides. RefSeq names its product ataxin-7-like. The coding region runs from base 21 to 2834 and encodes 937 amino acids. Lineage: Eukaryota; Metazoa; Chordata; Actinopteri; Batrachoidiformes; Batrachoididae. The record is from RefSeq and is a predicted model, not a curated record. The transcript has 11 exons.